Messenger RNA from Saprolegnia parasitica CBS 223.65, 792 nucleotides. RefSeq lists its product as hypothetical. The transcript is spliced from 2 exons. Gene Ontology annotation, cellular component: mitochondrion. The coding region runs from base 1 to 792 and encodes 263 amino acids. The record is from RefSeq and is a predicted model, not a curated record. Gene Ontology annotation, molecular function: holocytochrome-c synthase activity. Lineage: Eukaryota; Oomycota; Saprolegniomycetes; Saprolegniales; Saprolegniaceae. Gene Ontology annotation, biological process: cytochrome c-heme linkage.
AUGUCGUCGUCGCCGCCUGCCUGCCCCGUCGACCACAGCGCGCCAGCUACCGGCGGCUGCCCCGUCGACCACAGCGCGCCAGCCACCGGUGGCUGCCCGGUCGACCACAGCAAGAUGGGCGGUCCAAGCAUGGCCGGCCUCAACACGCUCAACUUCAUGGAGCCGGCCGAUCAAUCGGUCGCCAAGGGCCAGAGCGUCCCGCUGAGCACGCAGCGCGUGGCGUCGACGAUUCCAAUGGGCUCGUACGUCCCGGCGCACCAGAAGGAAGGCCAGGAGACGUGGCAGUACCCCUCCGAGCAGCAGUACUUCAACGCGAUGAAGCGCAAGGGCUGGGAUCCGCAGGAGCGCGACAUGAAGGUCAUUGUGAGCAUCCACAACACCAUCAACGAGAAGGGCUGGGCCGAGGUCGUCGAGAUGGAGAAGACGCUGCACGGCGACGCGUACACGCGCGGUGACCCGAAGCUUGUGCGCUUCAUGGGCCGCCCCAAGGACUUUACGCCCAAGGCGCGCCUCCUCAACCUCUUUGGCAUGGCCAACCUCCCAUUCGACCGCCACGACUGGAUCAUCGACCGCAACGGCGAGGAAGUCCGGUACGUCAUCGACUUUUACACCGGCCACCCGACGCCCGGGAAGCCGAUCUCGGUGUACAUGGACGUCCGGCCGGCGCUCGACAACAUUGGCAACGCCGUCGACCGUCUCCGCAUGCAAUUCCACAAGAACGUGCUUCCGCUGCUGCCGUUCCGCGUGCGGAUCCCAGUAACAAGUAACUUCAUUGUGUUUGCUUUGCUUUGA